AUGAUCUCGAGCAGAGUUAUUCACAAUGUGAGUCGCUGCUCAGGCCGACAAAUAAUCGCCAGGCGCGUGUUUUCAAAAACUGCCAGAGCGGGCGAUGUCAAAGAUGAAGAUCACGGGAGUGAAUUUCAACUAUCUCGGGUUGCAUCAACACGACGAGCAAUCGUGAGGCUGGUCGUUGCACCUCAAUAUAAUCCUACUAUUGAUGGAGACACGGUUCUUGGGAACUUCAUUAAUGAUAUGAAAUCGGACCUGCAAGGGCCUCGAGCCAAACCUCGAAAGAAGAGUUCGACCAGAGAUUCUAAUCAGUCUACUACCAAGCCUAAAGACGACAAACCUAUCAAUGAAAGCAAAGAUAAUCAUGCUUUGCGGUGUCCCCGCCAGUUUAGCAUCACCACUCCGGAUCCCAAGCGCACCACUAAAGAACAAGUUCUGCACCUCAUCUCGACGCGUGCUCGCAUGUCGCAAUCUCAAUACGUGAAAGACUUCUCUAUUUCUUCGGCCGAGGAAGCAAUUGUUAUUCUGGCCACUCCAGCGUUUGCCAAAUGGCUUGAAAAUGACGAUGAUUUUAUCAAACAUGUCUUGGAACGUCUUACACAUUUUCACAAAGACAAGAAGCCGAACUACGUUGUAGUUAUCGGUGCCGUGGUUGAUGGGCUUGCACCUUCACCCGAUUCUAUCCCAAUAGCGGAGCGUGCUGGGCCACUUGAGGGAUUUUCUUUCUUGCAUGGUCUACGGAGUCAAGUACUAAGCCCAAGAAAUGUGUGGGAGACCGCAUCGUUCAAGAAUAACACGACGAAUCCUGAAAAAUUGUCACAUCUCAUCUUUUCAGGAAAAUCCCAUCAACAAGUGGGCGAAUUAUCAUCAGCCACUACCAUUAGCUUACCUUUGGCAAAUACUUUGUUUGUAAAUGGCAAGCAUUCAACUCUCCAGAUAGAUCAAUGGACCCGUAGGUACAAGGGUGCAUACAAAAGCCUGAAAUCUGAGCAGAAACAAUUUCAACAUGUCAAAGCCUUUCGAUAUGAAAGUACCAUGAUUCCACCAAUAUUUGUACCCGCGGUUCCUCUCACUCUGCCUCGACCCAUUGCAAGUGGGCUAGGCAAUAUUAUUCGACAGUUGUCCUUCGGGUCAGAAGAUGUAGAUAACAGACCAGCUUCUUCUGAGCUAGAAACUCAAGUCACACGAUACAUGAAGUUUAUUGAGCAGCAGACGACCGUUGGAGUGUGGGCGUUGAUAUACCGAAAGGAGCUCCUGAAUCCAAACCUCAAAGACACAACGCUUGAAAUGACAGAACAUCUCGAGUCAACUUGGGGCAAUGACGACGAGAAUCUAAGAUUUGUUGGUACUCAGCUGGCUCUUGGAGCAAUUCUUUGUCGUGUUGUGAGCGGUGGCGGUGGUUGGGGUUCUAAACAAGGCCUCUUAUCCCUAGAUCCCCAAUUGACACACGAAGACAUUGCUUCGGCGAGAUUUGACCAUUCUCCUCAUUCAAUCGAAGAAGGACAAGAUUCAACAUUAGGCAAUCUCGCUCGACGUGGUGAUCACAUACAAUUCUUCACCAUCAAUCCCAACAAGCUAAAGGAUUAUGAAUCUCCAAUGGAUGAUUUAACAUCAACUGAGAUCUCCGGCGUAGAUUCCAGCGUCAGUGACGACAGGCUAGCGGUGAAGAAAUAUAUCACACAAGAACCGGCGAUGACCGGAUUAUCCUUCCGUGAAGCUUCUGUUCUCAGUUGGUCGAAGAGAGCUACGUUUGGAGUUGUUCCAAGUACAAUCGAUAAACUACCCAAAAGCGAUAUCAAUGACGGUUCAUCAAAUGCUCAUGACCUUGAACCGCCUUUUCUCACCUUUCGAAAAGGCGAGUUUGGUGCAGUAUCUGAGUCGGGAAUCUUCCUCCAUUCUUCCCAUCAAAAGAGAGUAAAUGACUUGGCAUACGAACACAUCAAUACCAAAAUCGAUAUGCCAUAUUCAUAUCUAUAUCGCGACCAAGCGGGAACAUUGCCCCAGGAGACACAGGAAUACCUAACCAAGUCGGCGCUUCGUUCAAAGACGGACUCAGAAAGGUUACGGAAAGUAGAAGAGCGAAGAAAAAAAACCCUUUCCAAAGAUAAUAGCACUCAAGAAGACACUUCUCUAAUCACCAAAAAGAGGGUGGGACACACGCGCUGGCCGAAAUAUUCGCCAGAGUCGGAAAAGAAAUCCCCUAUCAGGAAAGUCAACGUGGGCACCUUGGAGAAGGAGAAGAGAUUCUCGUAUCCGGUAGAGAAGCAGGGGAUGAGGUUUAUGUCUUCAAAAGAAGAGGAGGGAUGA
This is a messenger RNA of Sclerotinia borealis F-4128, 2301 nucleotides long. The record is from the annotation of a GenBank genome assembly. Lineage: Eukaryota; Fungi; Ascomycota; Leotiomycetes; Helotiales; Sclerotiniaceae.